GGAACUCUGGGGCCAGCAAAAACUCACUCUGUUAACAUCAAAAGGGGCUUGGGAGCUCCUUGCAGGGGGAAGUGUUGUUCAGAGAGCCCGCGUGUUAUGUAGAAGUUGAAGCUGAGCAGCGAAGUGUUGGGGAGAAGAGAGGAGGGGGGAAUGGAGAAAGAAGGCAAGAAGUGAAAAACCUGUAGGUGGGGGCAGGACUGCUGCAUGCCCAUGUUCGCUGGGCUGUAAACUGAUGAGAUCAUGUUUUCAAGCAAGGAAGGAGAGCAGGGAAGAGCAAACUGAAAGAGGUUGUCUUUUGGGCAGGGAAGGAGGGAGAAAGAAAGAAAGAAGGAAGGAAAGGGAGAGCAAGCAGGAGACAUGGAGCACGCAAACAGAUUCCUCCUGGGCCUGCUGCUGUUGCUGCUGCAAGAGUCUGUUGUCCAUCCCUAUUCAGCCCCAGUGGAUGCUUCCAAUCUCGAGAGCGUAGUAGUGUCUGUGCAGAACAUCACUGCCAAGGCGGGCACUCGAACGGUCCUCUCCUGCAAGAGCUACAGGAUGGUGUGGACCCAGGACCGCCUGAACGACCGCCAGCGUGUGGUCCACUGGGAUCUGUACAGGAACCAGUAUGGAGACUACAACGCCGAGCGACUGUGUGACAUGUAUUCGGCCGGGGAUCAGCGAGUCUACAGCGGCUACAACAAAGGACGGAUUUUCAUGCCGGAAAAUGCAUUUGUGGAUGGCAACUUCUCACUGGUAGUCAAAGACAUCUCCAGGAGCGACCAAGGCAUCUACUCUUGUAACCUCCACCACCAUUACUGUCACCUUUAUGAAAUUGUGAAGAUACAACUGGAUGUAACCGAAGAAGUCGAAGAAGUGCAGAAGUUUUGGGAUGGGGAGAAAGUUGUGAUCGUGGCCCUGAAGGGAAGCGCCGUCUUGCUCCCCUGUAUUAACCGGAACCAAAUCUGGACCGAGCGGCACGACGAAGAGGACCAGCAGGUGGUCCACUGGGACUGGCAGCCACCAGGGGUGCCUCAUGACAAGGCCGAUCGCCUCAUUGACCUGUACGCCUCUGGAGAGGGGCGCUCUUAUGGUCCCUUGUUUAUCCGGCAAAAGAUGAAUAUCACUGACAAGGCUUUCGCCCAGGGAGACUUCUCCUUGAGGAUAUCCGGUUUGGAAGUGGCUGAUGAAGGCACCUAUUCCUGCCACCUCCACCAUCAUUACUGUGGCCUUCACGAACGCAGGAUCUUUCAGGUCUCUGUUGUGGAGCCGGAACCGGAAAAGAAGGUGGUGGUGGUGAACUUCACUCGUCACAAUGCGCCGGCUGCAGAUCCAAACGCCGGCCGUGGCCACAAUGUGAUCAAUGUCAUCAUUCCUGAGAGCCGUGCUCAUUUCUUCCACCAGUUAGGGUACAUCCUGGCAACGCUGCUGCUCUUUAUUCUGCUCCUGAUCCUUGUGGUACUCGUCACACGCAAGCGCCGGAGAAGAGGUUUUGAGUGCAACGUGAGAAAAUUUGAUGAGAAAGAAGUGAAUCUCAGCGAGUUCCCAGUCCACACACCAGAUGUAUCAAACUACAAAAGUGAAGAUAUUAAGUUGGAUUACAAGAACAAUAUCCUGAAGGAGAAGGCGGAACAUAACAGGGUCCUCCCACCUAAGAACAUUGACUUAGAUAAAGAAUUCAGGAAAGAAUACUGUAAAUGAAAACAAGAAUGCAAAGCUGCUGGCUGGACCAGAAGCACCAAUCGGAAUUGAAAUGUAACAAGAGAAGCAUCGUUUUUUCCUUAUUGCAACACCCUUCUAGUUACCAAAGAGCUCUCUGUAGACUUCCUCCCUGUCUUGGUGGUAGCAAACACAUAGAUGAUAACUUACAGUGCCAUUCUAUACGUGUCGACUUGGAAGCAAAUCCUAUCAGAUUGUAUUCAGUGUUAGUCAUACUCAGAGUUAGGGAUGUCAGAGGUUUCUGAUGACAACAGAAACAGGAGCAGAAAUUGUCAGUGUUCGCUUAGUCGUCCCUUGUCCAGAACAGAAAUCUUUUUUUUAAAAAAUAAUAAUAUUUAUAUAAUUAAUUUUACAACAUGCAAAAUUUCAAAAAAAGAGAGAAAAGCUUGAAAAGCAAACCGUUCAUUGUAUAUAUAUCUUAUUUUGACUCCUCUCCCCCUCUUUCCGCAGUUCCUUGUUUAUAUAAUAUCUUACUGGAAUUAUAUAUACAGUAUAAUAUUUACUGGAAUGCCCAGAACAGAAAUCAAUCCAAAUGAUACAUAAUUGAUAACCUUCCCCCACAAAAAAAUACAUUGUGUUUCUUAUACACUGAACGAAUGGAGUAGAAUAAUGUAAUGACACUGUAAUAAAUUCUGUAAGUUACAUAAAUUGUGUAAUUUUGCCACAGCAGACAGUGAAACAAAUAAUGUAGUUUUUGGUGGAAGGUGAAUUGCAGCAGAGCAGAAACAGUGCUGCCUGCAAAGAGUACAGGGCAAAAGAUGUCUUCAUACAUCCCUACUCAGAGUAGACCCAUAGAUAAAUUAUGACUUAGGUCCAUUAAUUUCAAUGAGUCUGCUCUGAGCAUGACUAACUUGGAUACAGUCCAUUGAGUCCAAUGGAGCUUAUUCCUUUUCUUUUGUACACACUUAUCUAGGAGUAAGUCCCAUUGGAUCUCAAUAGGACGAGGUUAUAGAAUUGCACUGUUUAAAACUUCCUCUUUCUUAUUCUAUAAAACGAUAUUUUCCCCCCCUUUUCAUAAUUAUUUUGUUGCAUUUGUAUAUAUCUUCUGAGAAUUUUUUUUAAAUGAUCUUUUUCUCAAAUGAGCUAAAAAACGUAGGAGCUUGGAUUACUGUUAGACACAGAAGAGAUUUUGCAGUUUUUCUUCUUGCACCAACAUUUAAAUGAUUAUUUUUUUUUUUAAGAUGGCUAUCGACUUAAGCCUGCUUUUGCGGUUGCUGAAACAUGCUGCCUUCCAUGUUACACAGAACUCUUCCAUCAGACAUUUGGGUCAACAGAUCUGAAUUGGCCCACCUUUAGCUCUCCUAAGGAACAUAGUGAACUGAAUCAGACCAAUAGUCCACCUAGCUCAGUAUUGUCAACCUUGACUGGCAGUGGCUCUCAAUACAAGGUUCUCUCCCAAGCCUACCUGCAGAUCCUGGGGAUUGAACCUGGGACCUUCUGCAUGCAAAGGAGAUGUUCCACCACUGAGAUACAGCCCUUCCCUUUGGCGUUUCCACACCGCCUUUAAAUUUCCUGCAGCCUUACUUAAGGGGGUGUGGGUGUCUUGAGGCAUCAAGCCUUGCAUGAGAAUAUAAGGUGUGGGUUAAGUAGAGGACCCCGCAAGAUCUUCUUUCCAGUCUUCAAAACUCUUUCUAGUCCUGCAGAUCCUGAUACCUGAUACCUCAUUCCGUGGUUAGAAUUGCAGAAUUGGAGGGGGCCUUGUGACCCGUCUAGUCUCUCUCUCUCUCUCUCUCUCUCUCUCUCUCUCUCUCUCUCUCUCACACACACACACACACACACACACACACACACACACACCACAUUCGGUGCAGGAAAAAACAACCUCUGUUUGAACAACUCCAGUGAGAGAAACUGGAGGUAACUGGUUUACACUGUCAAACUGCUCUUCCUAUUAAACAGUGUUUCGCCGAAUGUUCCUCCGAAAUCUGCCCUCCUGUAACCAUAUGAUCUGGUUCUCUGCCCAAGUCCUGCCUUCUUCCAUGUGACAGCCUUCGGGACUUUAAAGAGUGCUGUUGUGUCCUGCAUCAGUCUUCCGGGGUCUGCCCAGUCUCUCACUGUUUCCCAGUGGGAUGUAACCACAGACUGGCAAAUGUAGGUUGUACAGUUACACUUGAUUAGGAGUUAUUGUGGUGUAAUAGACUUUUCCCAAUGAG
Podarcis muralis (Common wall lizard) is the source of this 3848-nucleotide messenger RNA. RefSeq names its product matrix remodeling associated 8 (gene MXRA8). Lineage: Eukaryota; Metazoa; Chordata; Lepidosauria; Squamata; Lacertidae. Gene Ontology annotation, biological process: cell adhesion; cell differentiation. The record is from RefSeq and is a predicted model, not a curated record. Gene Ontology annotation, cellular component: membrane; cell surface.